GCCGUCGCUGAUGAUUGGUCAAUACUGCCUGUGGGUCAUGUCAUCCAAGAGAGCUUAUAUAGAGGAUGGUCCACCGGCGAUCUGCUUUAAUAUUAAUCUGGCAUCGAUGCCAUUCGCAAAUUCAACAAUUAUAAUUAUAAUAAAUGUCAUGUUUUAUGGCUGGUUGUUAAAGUGAUUUAAGUUCCAAGGAAAUGUUUCGAAUAAUUGGAUUAUUUUUAGUCGUUAAUUGGGUAGUAGGUGAAAAUUUUUUGAUUGAAGAAACAGGAAGACGACGAGUGGUUUACGGCACUACGGAUAAGCCGGUUAUAAAAUCUGGUGUUAGUCCUAAUACAGUCGAUAAUAUUUUUCAGAUACCAAUCUCGGUCAUAGAAGGAACCUCCACUGCAGCGCAAUCCUGGUACCCUGAAAACAGUGACACAAUUAAUAAAGUAUUCGAUAUCCCCGUGCAAACUUUGCAAGCCAUAAGUAACCUGGUAAAAGACCGACUAACUCAAGAAGCUAAGCCGAUAAAUGAAGAAGAAGUCAAGUCUUUGAAGAAAAAAAUAAGUGAAGAAAAUGUAGAACCAGAAAACGAAGACUUUACAACCAGAAAAAGACACGCGUACCUUGGCUGGGACUGGCCGCUAACUGACCUGUUUUUUGGACACGACCAAGGCUUCCAUGGCCAUGGUCACAAGAAGAAAAAACGCAAGCCGCACAAUCUCAACGGCCAUUUCGGAAACCACGGAAGUCAUGGACACUUGAGCCACCAUGGACUCUUUGGAAAUCGUAAUAGCAAUAGUAAUAAUAUAGGUCAGCCUAUUCUGGGUGGAGAUGGUAAUAUUUAUCAUGUCACAGAGACACUGGAUGACGCUGUUCAGAUUGGUCUUUGGAAACCUUACUCUGGAAUUAUACAAAAUAAAAUAGCGCCUGAUUCGCGCUUUCGAUUUUAAUUAUCGCUAAGUAAUUAUAAUACUAGAACUUAACAAUAAAUAAUUUAUAAAAAGCGUGGAACAAUUAUUUAAAUUAGACGGAAAUAAAUCCUUGU
This is a messenger RNA of Cotesia glomerata, 1027 nucleotides long. RefSeq lists its product as uncharacterized. Lineage: Eukaryota; Metazoa; Arthropoda; Insecta; Hymenoptera; Braconidae. The record is from RefSeq and is a predicted model, not a curated record. The transcript has 3 exons. Bases 192 to 932 code for a protein of 246 amino acids.